GGACCGGAGAGCGCCAUAUGAUUUCCGAGCUCCAAUCAGCACCGUCCUCACUCUGCACGCGAAGAUGGCGAGGAAAAGGGCAGCGGUGUGAACGGGAAGGACGCCGCGCGCGCGCGGGGAUGCGAACCAGAGCUCGGCUGUUUCAUGGAGAGCGACAGCGCGCGCAUCCCAAGCAGGAGAACCGGAGCUGGACCGCACCGAAGAGCAGCAGCGGAUUACAAUGCUGAUAGUGGAGAAGACCGCUGAGCACCCGUCAGGGGAGUACUCCGUGGUGGAGGACACGGCCCUGCACUGCACUUUCCUGAUGGAGCGUCUGAACGAGCAGCGGUUGCUGCAGCCGGACCUGUGCGAUGUGGACAUCGUGCUCCUUCGUCACCAGGCCACGUUCCAGGCUCACAAGGGCGUGUUGGCUGCCUAUAGUCCCUUCUUCCACUCGCUGUUCGCCUCCAGUAAAGAGCUGCAGCGCGUGGAGUUGUCUCUGGAGGCGCUGCGACCUCAGGGAUUUGAGCAGAUCCUUGACUUCAUCUAUACUUCCAGGCUGCUUGUGAACAGCGGAAAUGCGCAUGAUGUGCUGCGCGCUGCCACCGUGCUCCAAAUGGCUAACGUGGUGUCGUCGUGCCGUGAAUUGAUCUCGCGUGGCUCUCUGCAGGACGAACAGCCAGAGCGGGACAUCCAGGCCUGGAGCCACAGCAAUGGAAAUGGAGGAGGCGGGGACUCCAAGUUCUCGAUGGAGAUCAAGCAGGAACAGGACGCAUCCAGUGCCAAGAUCUUUGGAACCAAGAGCGAAAGGAGCCCUUACGUAGCACACAUUGGAGAAAGACAACAUUUGGGGACAGGCAAGGAGGAGUGCGAUAUGGAGGUAAUGAGAGAUUCAGAAGACUCCUUCGACAGGAAGCAGAUCAUUGUCGAGCUCAAUCUCAACAACCAGACCUUAAACAUGUCCAAAGGAAUGGAAGGAAGGUGCUCCUCUACAGCUCCCACUGGCUUCGAGGCGAAGAAGGACAGCGGUGACUCAGAGGAAGACAGAGAACACAGCGGAGGUGAGGACGAGGUACCUGGAGGGACAAGCGAGGACGAGGUAGGAGAAGCUGCGAAUAUGGAUUUCAGUAUUCCCAAAUUUCUACCACAAAGAUCUCGCAGGAAAACCAGAUCCUCGUUGGACGCCAUGGCCACUGUUACGAUGAGAACGAGUAUGAGGGUACGGCGCGGUGAGCGUGUUGGUGUGCGCGGCGAGGAAGAGGAGGAGGAAGAAGAAGAGGAACGACUUGGACAGGUUGUGAGACUGGAGGAGAGGCGGAGAUUCCCAUGUGUAAGGUGUCCACAGGUCUUUACCAACAGCUGGGACAUGGAGAUGCACGCCAACGUCGAACACAACUACAUGCAGGGGUGCGACAAGUGUGGGACCCGUUUCCUGCUAAAUAGUGAGCUGCUCCUGCAUCAGCAGACUGACUGUGAGAAAAAUUUACAGUGUCUUACUUGUGGCAAAAACUUCAAGAAGCUUUGGUCCCUGCACGAGCACAACAAAAUCGUCCACGGUUACGCUGAGAAAAAGUUCACUUGUGAAAUAUGCGGGAAGAAAUUCUUUACCAUGGCCCACGUUCGCAAGCACAUGGUCGCUCACACCAAGGAAAUGCCGUUCACCUGCGAGACAUGCGGCAAGUCUUUCAAACGCAGCAUGUCUCUUAAAGUCCACUUCCUCCAGCAUUCCGGCGAGAAGCCUUUCACGUGCGAGAAUUGCAACGAACGCUUCCAGUACAAGUACCAGCUGCGAUCGCAUAUGAGCAUCCACAUCGGCCACAAGCAGUUCAUGUGUCAGUGGUGCGGCAAGGACUUCAACAUGAAGCAGUACUUUGAUGAACACAUGAAAACUCACACAGGUGAGAAGCCGUACAUAUGCGAGAUCUGCGGGAAGAGCUUCACCAGUCGCCCCAACAUGAAGCGGCACCGGCGCACACACACCGGCGAGAAGCCGUACCCGUGCGAGACGUGCGGCCAGCGCUUCCGCUUCUCCAACAUGCUGAAAGCUCAUCGCGAAAAGUGCUUUCCGGUCAGGAACCCUCCCACAGAGGCUCCUCCCACAGAUUAUGAACCCGCCCAAAACAAUACGUCCUACGUGACGGAUCAGAGUUCUUCCGACCCGAAGGACGUCGGACCACAUUCUGUGUUUUCAGCUGCACGGACCCUCUCGAGAGACGCGUAGCUACCGAACGGUCUCCCUGCCAAGCUAGAGCUCUUUUCCACCUAUGACAAAGAUGGAGUUCUCGGCGUCUGUGAGCCCGAAGAGGCAGCGGGGGGUUGGCAGCGAGGGCAUCCCGAGCCAUUCAGAGCUCAUGGGGUCAAAC
Clarias gariepinus (North African catfish) is the source of this 2342-nucleotide messenger RNA. It is a transcript of the gene zbtb47a, whose product is annotated as zinc finger and BTB domain containing 47a. Gene Ontology annotation, molecular function: DNA-binding transcription factor activity, RNA polymerase II-specific; protein binding; RNA polymerase II cis-regulatory region sequence-specific DNA binding. Gene Ontology annotation, cellular component: nucleus. Lineage: Eukaryota; Metazoa; Chordata; Actinopteri; Siluriformes; Clariidae. The transcript is spliced from 7 exons. The record is from RefSeq and is a predicted model, not a curated record. Gene Ontology annotation, biological process: regulation of transcription by RNA polymerase II. The coding region runs from base 221 to 2200 and encodes 659 amino acids.